Hevea brasiliensis (rubber tree) is the source of this 1203-nucleotide messenger RNA. Its product is annotated as LEAF RUST 10 DISEASE-RESISTANCE LOCUS RECEPTOR-LIKE PROTEIN KINASE-like 2.7. Gene Ontology annotation, molecular function: protein kinase activity; polysaccharide binding; ATP binding. The coding region runs from base 1 to 1203 and encodes 400 amino acids. The record is from RefSeq and is a predicted model, not a curated record. The transcript has 5 exons. Gene Ontology annotation, biological process: protein phosphorylation. NCBI's taxonomy places the organism in Eukaryota, Viridiplantae, Streptophyta, Magnoliopsida, Malpighiales, Euphorbiaceae.
AUGGAUUCAGCAAGCAAAAACAGUAGCCUGAGAGGGUGGGACAAGGGAUUUAACCUCACUUGGUAUGCAAAUUAUGACUGUUCUACCUGCGAAUGCUCUGGUGGGCAUUGUGCAUUUUCAUAUCUUCGUGAUUGGACUAACAUUUGCUUUUACCCUGACGGAGGGCGCAAGUAUACUCCUCCCUAUGAGUUUCCAAGGCCCGAGGAUACUAAUAAGUGUCAUCCUUACUUUUUCGAGGAGAACCCUGAUCCUAGAAAUACAAUUCCUGGAUGCCCUGUUUGUGUGUGCAAUGCUAGUCGCGUCUUUCAAUAUCCUUUCUGGUUUGAUGGAACAGGUUCUACAUAUUGUGGUUAUCCUGGUCUCGCGGUGUCCUGCGAUUAUGGAGGCGUUCUAAGCAUUUCAGAUGACAAAUACUAUAUCAAGCACAUCGAUUAUGAAAGACGCAUAAUCACAUUAGCAGAUGUUAACAUGAUAAGCAAUAAUGCCUGUGUUAGUCCUGUCCAUAUUGUCAAGCUUCAAACUCCAAGCUCUCUGUCCUACGGGGAUGGAAAUAGCAGUAUAAAGUCGCAUUUGCCAGUUUCAGAAAAAUCUCCCAUUAUUGACUACUCAUGUGAGCAACUAUUUCAAGUUCCAUUGCUCAGGAAGGCUGUGGAGACUCUAAAUGGUCGUGGUUCAUCACAAAUCUUGAAAGAAGGUUUUGAGGUAAGGUGGAAUCUUGAUCCGAAUUGCGGGAAAUGUGAAAAAUCUGGGGGAGCUUGUGGGUUUUACACUAAUUCAGCUUGGAAUUUUUCUUGCUUUUGUCCUGAUAGGCAAAACCAUCCCCAAGAUUGUUUGCCCAUGAAGACCAAGCUUCUGAUAGGUAAGAAUGAAUCCCAGAGAAAAAUAAUGAUUAUAAUGUCAUUAUCUGAUUCCUUGUCCGCCCCCCCUUUUCUUGUCUAUGUUGUCAGAAGAAACAUGAAAAUGCCAGGAAAGUGGAAAAAGUUUCUAGAGGACUAUGGAUGCCUAACUCCCAAAAGAUACAAUUAUGCAAUGACAAAGAAAAUGACCAACACCUUCAAGGACAAACUGGGACAAGGAGGGUAUGGGGCAGUAUUCAAAGGGCAACUUGCUGAUGGUCAUUUGGUUGCUGUUAAAGUCUUGAGUGAAUCCAAAGGUAAUGGUGAAGAAUUCAUCAAUGAGGCAGCCAGCAUUGGACGAACUUAG